GCACCUGUUGCAGAAUGCUGAAAUGUUGGAAGAUUUGAGAUAGUCAAGAGAAAGUUCUCACACAGUGCAUUGUUAAACUGUAUGGACUUUUGCUCCUACAGGAGGCAGUGAUUGCCACCAGUCUGGAUGGCUUUAAAAGAGAAUUUGACAAAGUUGAGGAGGAUAAGGUUCUCAACAGCUACUACUGCCUAGGAUGGCUAUGUUCUGCCUCCACUGUCAGAGGCAGUAUGCCUCUGAAUACCAUUUGCUGGAGAUCACAAGCAAAGGAGAUUGCUGCUGCGUUCAGGUCCUGUUUGUGUGAUUCCUAAGCACUUCUGGGAUAGAACAGUUAGAACAGAAUGCUGAACUAGGUGGGCCAUUGGCCUGAUCCAGCAGGCUCUGAAUGUUCACUUGCAGUGGCACAGAAAGAUAAUCCAAUUUCAUAGAGUGGAGACAGAUUGCCAAUUCCUGCCCACCCCCACAAUAAUUGAAUUGAGAGAGGGACCCUAGCUUACCCAUUCACCACUUGAGAUUAUGGGAGAAAAGUGCUAGGAAGAGACCACCACCUGGAGGACAAGUGGGAUUCCCUAAGGGCAGAAGAAAGAAGGAACUGGUGGAAGGAAGAAACAGUGAUGGUCACUGAUGGAGGAACAACUGCUGGGGUGGGAGGAAGAAGAAACUCCUAGAGUACUGGAGGGUAUGUCUUUUGGCUUUCCAAAAUUUAAAGAUUGUGAUGUUGUGUUUCUCAGCAAUAUUGAUGUGUACCGAGCCUGAGUAGUGUGGAAGAGAGAAAAGAGCUGGCAACUGGGAGGGAAAAAAUGGUCGUGUGCAUCCACCCCCUGACUAUUAAACAGAAGAGUGCGUGUUUAGCGGGGAGGGGGGUGAAUGCUAGGACUAGAUAGAGAAAAUAGCUGAAUAGGCUGCAUAGGUAGUCUGGAGCGGCGGCCGCAGCAACAGCAGCAGGUAGAUCUCGAUAGGAUCUGGGUGCGCGGGGUGGGGGUGUGGCUGGCUGGCAGCCAGUGCCAAGCCGAGUCUCCAUCUUCGCUCUCCCUCCCUCCCCGCCAUCUGCUCGGCCGCACUUUGGCUCAGACCACACCCACCCGCUCCUUUCUUCCCCCGGGGGAGCGGGAGGCAGCAGCCAGCCAGCCAGCCCUCGCCAGUUGCCAGGAAGCCGUCCGUCGGCGAUGCCCUCUGAUUGGAACGCUGCGCUCAUCCAUCAGGGCGGCCGGCGGAGGGUGCCUGCUCGCUCCUCGCCGCGUCUCGGACCAGGAGGGGCCAUGCCGAGGCUACGGGCUUAGCGGGUGGGGGUGGGUGGCGGCAGGAGGAGGAGGAGGAAGAGGCUGGCUUUCUUGGCAGGCGAAAGGCGCGCCCUGCCACCUCCGGCUUCCACCAUGAGUCCGGCGUGAGCGCAGCCGAGGGCGCACGGAUAUCUCCAUGGUGCAGGACGGCGGCAUGUCACGCACACCUUACAGCUCCAGCCAAGACAUCCAGAUGGAGGUCUUGGACAACCCGGGCCUCCAGGGGAAAUAUAGCAAAAGGAAGAAUCGCUUCAAACGCUCCGACGGCAGCACCUCAUCUGACACGACUUCAAACAGUUUCGUCAGGCAGGGUUCUGCUGAGUCCUACACCAGUCGGCCCUCUGAUUCCGAUGUGUCGUUGGAGGAAGAUCGCGAGGCCCUGCGCAAGGAGGCAGAACGCCAAGCCCUAGCACAGCUGGAGAAGGCAAAGACCAAACCAGUGGCAUUUGCUGUGAGAACGAACGUGGGCUACAAUCCAUCUCCCAAUGACGAUGUGCCGGUCCAAGGCCUGUCUAUUUCCUUUGAACCCAAAGACUUCCUUCAUAUCAAAGAGAAAUACAACAAUGACUGGUGGAUCGGACGCCUGGUCAAAGAAGGCUGCGAGGUCGGCUUCAUCCCCAGCCCCGUCAAGCUGGAGAACAUGCGGAUGCUACAGGAGCAAAAGAUGAGGCAGCAUCGACUCAGCUCCAGUAAAUCAGGAGACAACUCCACCUCCAGCCUGGGAGAUGUGGUGACUGGCCCCCGGAGACCCACCCCACCUGCCACUGGUACCUUGGACAUGACUAACUUAGCUUAUGACCCAGACGCCCUUGACUUAGAGGAGGAGGAGGAGGCCACCGAGGAGAACCAACGAACCCCCAAGACUAGUGUUAGCAGCGUCACCACGCCCCCCUCCACCACCAAGCGCCGCCCCUUCUUUAAGAAGGCGGAGCAUGUGCCACCGUAUGACGUGGUUCCUUCCAUGCGGCCCAUCAUUCUUGUAGGCCCAUCCUUGAAAGGGUAUGAGGUGACGGACAUGAUGCAGAAAGCUUUGUUUGAUUUCCUGAAACGCCGAUUCGAUGGCAGAAUAUCUAUCACACGUGUGACAGCUGAUAUCUCCUUGGCCAAGCGCUCGGUCCUCAACAACCCCAGCAAACACACCAUCAUCGAACGCUCCAGCACCCGCUCUAGCCUGGCUGAAGUGCAGAGUGAGAUCGAGCGCAUCUUUGAGCUGGCCCGCACCCUGCAGCUGGUAGCCCUGGAUGCAGACACCAUCAACCACCCAGCUCAACUGUCCAAGACCUCAUUAGCGCCAAUUAUCGUCUAUAUCAAGAUAUCCUCCCCCAAGGUGCUGCAGAGACUGGUGAAAUCGAGAGGCAAAUCCCAAGCCAAGCACCUGAAUGUGCAGAUGGUGGCAUCAGACAAACUGGCGCAGUGCCCCCCUGAGAUGUUUGACAUUAUCUUGGAUGAGAACCAGUUGGAAGAUGCCUGCGAACACCUGUCCGAGUACCUCGAAGCCUAUUGGAAGGCCACGCACCCUCCCAGCAGCAACCCGCCCAAUCCGCUGCUGACCCGCACCAUGGCAACGGCUGCCUUGGCUGCCAGCCCCGCCCCGGUCUCCAACCUCCAGGUACAAGUGCUGACCUCCCUCAAGCGCAACCUGGGGUUCUGGGGAGCGAGGGGCAGCCUGGACCAGGGGCUGAGCGGAGCUGUCCGGGUGGAGGAGCACGAGCUGUAGCUUUCGGGGAAACCCGAGGUAGUUGUUCGGAAAUGAAGAAACGAGCACAGGGAAGCCUUGCUAAUGAGGGCUCCCCCUUCCCUACAAAGGACUUGUCAGUGCUGCUGUUCAGUCAAGGCAAUCUCUCUCUUUCGCCUCCCCGCCCCUUCUCUGAAGCUGUCCUGCUAAAGUGCACACACAAACACCCCUUUCCCUCGCAAUCUGACUUUGAUUAAAGGAUGACCUCGGCGAGUCACCAGCACAUCUCUCCCGCCCUACACCCCGCCGUCUCUUAUCUUUCGAGCAAUGCUUCCUGGGGACAUCAGAGAAGCGUCUCAGCUAGGAAAAGUGGGUUUGUCGUUUAGGGCAGGUUCUGUGGGCUGCUCUGAACCAGAUCUAAAAUGGCAUCACAAAGGAAGGAUUUUCCUCCACCUGCUCAUGGGAAAGAAGUCAGUUGGCUUUCCAGUGUGCUGUGUGAAUGCAGAGCCUGGUUUUCAGUAGGGGCAGGUCCAUUAUGCUGCCGAGUUGCCCUCAAAGACCCCUUAUGGCCUUGCAGGUAGUGCCUCCCCCCCCCGCCAUCUGCCACACAUUCUUUGUUCCGUUCUCGUAACACACAUGGUGAAUUUGGGCAACUGCUUCCCAAUCCACUUUUCUAACAAGCAGUGAUUUCCGGUCACCAAGUGGCAGGAACCCACUGGACUAAAGGGGUCUGUAAGGUCACAGGGUUUGUACGGGGCCCCACUUUGGAUAAUCUGGCAGGAGCACCAAGUCUAUGACCUUAUGGAUUCCUUCACAAUAACCAUGGACUGCUGAGUUUCUGCCACCUAGUGACAGAAAGUCAAAUUUCUUGGGAGGCUGGGGAGCAGUUGUGGCUGCAGUAAAUUGCAUCGGUGAUUAUACCUCAUCAGGAUAACCUUGUCCGCUUGAUUCCCAUGGCCUCAGUGCAAAGCAUUUACCGGCAGGCAAAACCAUAUUGUCAGAAUCUCACUGCCAGAGGUGGGUGACUUUUUACAUUGACAGUGCCCCGCAUUGUUGCCUAAACCUUGGCCAAGUCAAGGACCGAUUGCCAAGCAUAGCAAGCUGAACAGAGCUCCAUCAAACUCAUCUCUCUUGUGAGCUAAAAAGAAGAAGUCUGCAUUGAGCAGAAAUAGAUUUAUUACUGCAGAAUCCACUUUUUUGCUUGGGUGGCGUGAUGCCUGCCCAUCGUUCAAAUGUGAAUUUGGACAUGCUUCAAAUGCAUGUUUGGGUGUAUGAUGGGAAACCCCAUGCUGUUUCUGUUGUGUCACCUUUUUAAAAAGAAAAGGGCAAACUCUGAAGUGGUUAAACAGAAGUGACCACCAUUCCCCCAAAGGUGUUUAGCUGUCAAUAAGUUUACCACUUUCACAUCUGGCUCCCAGUGCUGUUUUAUUGCAUGGCGUGGUAAGUGACUGCUGUUGCUGCUGCUGCUUUUACAUAUAAAUAACAGCAGGUGGUCCAGCUGAUCAGCACAGGUGGCUCUGUAUGUGUUCUGUGUGAUGCUAACUCUCUAUCUUCUUAUGUCUUAACUAACUGAUGAGUUCUCAAACAGGGUGAUGAUGAGCCUCUCUCUAACAUGGUGCAAAGCAGUUAACCAUGGGAAGCCUCAAUCUCUCUAUAACCUUGGAGGAGGCAAAGGGGUAGCUUGAGAUGCAAGUUGCCACCUCUUGAAACCAUAUUUUGCUGCAGGGAUGGAGAACCUGAUGUUGUUGGACUCCAAAUCCCAUCAGCCCCAGCCAGCACAGCCAGUGGUCAGGGAUGAUGGGGGUUGUAGUCCAGCAACAUCUGGAGAGCCCCAGGCUCCCCAUCCCUGCUCUGUUCUAUACAUUGUGCUCUGCACCACACAUAGAAUGCCAUGUCCAAAGAGCAAUUUCAGACAAAAGUGGCAGAUCACCAUUCUGAGGAUCUCUGCCUAGAACUGUCCCAAACUCCCCAUCCCCCCACCAUCUCCCUCUUUUGCAAGUGUUUUCUGGCUUCUGCUAGUAGGGAUGGAGAAGACAUUCAGUUCAAUUCGCAUUUGAAGCCAAAACCUUAAGAAAUUUGCACUUUCC
Molecule: messenger RNA, 5039 nt
Organism: Podarcis raffonei (Aeolian wall lizard)
Lineage: Eukaryota; Metazoa; Chordata; Lepidosauria; Squamata; Lacertidae
Gene: CACNB1
Product: calcium voltage-gated channel auxiliary subunit beta 1
Exons: 13
Coding region: 1414-2994 (526 amino acids)
Biological process (GO): neuromuscular junction development; chemical synaptic transmission; calcium ion transmembrane transport
Cellular component (GO): voltage-gated calcium channel complex
Molecular function (GO): protein binding; high voltage-gated calcium channel activity
Source: RefSeq, a predicted model, not a curated record